AUAAUUUUACUUUAAAUAUCAUUUGUUUCAGUUGCUAAAGUGUCCAGAAACCUCUAAUAUAUUCAACAUGCCGCCUCAGAGGAGAGUCAACGACGCGGUUUUCUAUUACAUGGACGAUCUAGGCAGUCGCAUAGUUGCUAAAUCUGGAAUCCCUUCCGACAGACAUCAUUUGGGGAAAUUGAUUCUACAAGGGCUUAAGGAUGAUCCUGACUUUUUAUUGCAGAUUGACGGAUCGACAGGAGAGUCAGAAACGUCUGGAUCAGUUUUGGAAAGAUCAGUUCGUUUCGCGUUGAGUCUGCGAAAAUUGGGAAUCAAACGUGGAGAACUCAUGGUGUUAUUAGCUCCAAACCAUUUAGAUUUAAGUAUUGCUUUGUAUGCUGGACUGUAUCUAGGGAUCGUUGUAUGUGGCAUCUACUCGGACACGCCGCCUGUCGACCUACAGCCGCUCCUAGCUGUUACCAAGCCUUCAAUAAUCGUAUGUCAGAGCGAUGUCGCUUCGACAGCACAAAUGAUCUCGCUCAACCUAAAUUUGAAUCCACACAUCAUUACGUUUGACAAAGGAGAUUUCUGCUAUUAUAUCGAUUUCAUGGAAAUGUAUAAAGAUGAUACGCCCGUAGAGGAUUUCCAGUGUACCGAUUUGGAUCCAGAAACAUCAACAGCGUUUGUCGUGAACACUAGUGGGACCACGGGUGUACCUAAAGCUAUAGCUCAUUCACACAAAUAUUUUGCUAUACUUUUACCACAAAUUUGGUCCAAAUACACGAAAUUCCCGACACCGACAAAGCUGGUGCUGAUUGGAUCUCCCCUCCAAUGGUCCACUGCGAUGACCAGUUUUAUCAGAUCAGCUGUACUACGAUACACUCGGGUUCAGAGCUCCCAGAAACUCUCCAUGGAACUUAUGACUGAUCUCAUCAACAAAUACAGGCCAACAUAUUCCAUAUUCUCCCCAACUUUGAUGUCGUCUCUGCUGAAACUGAAUAAAGUUGACUUGACCUGUUACGAAGAAAUCAUGCUAUGUGGCCUCCCUGUGCCUCUGAACCUCAUCCAAGAAAUUAAGACUUUAUCACCGAACACAGAAGUAACAAAUCUGUUUGGAAUGAGUGAGCUGGCCGGUCUCGGGUUCUUCGGGGAUAAUCCUGCUCCAGGGUCGUGCGGAAAACAGAUGAGCUGCUUCCAAUAUCGGUUAUUAGAUGUGGAUACACAGGAAGAGAUAUACGAACCGAAUGUUCAAGGAGAAUUAUGGAUCAAAGGGCCAGUUCCAUUCCUGGGUUGUCACAACAACGCUGAAGCCACUAAAGAACUUUUAACUAGCGAUGGAUGGUUGAAAACCGGAGACAUAUUCUAUUUCGAUGAGAAUUGGAACUAUUUUUUUGUGGAGAGGAUCAGAAUGCAAAUCAAGUGUUUUUAUUAUAGGAUGUCGCCACUAGAAAUAGAGGGAGUGAUCCGCAGACACCCUGGUGUGUUGGACGUAGCAGUAACGAGUAUACCACAUAACGAGUGGGGGGAACUGCCGGUAGCCUGCGUCGUGCCCAAACCUGGAGCCAAACCUAGUGCUGAAGAAAUUAAGAAUUUAGUUAAAGAUACGUUGCAAGAUCCGAAGAGGUUGCGAGGAGGUGUCAUCUUCAUGGAUUCCAUGCCUAUGACGACCACAACAAAAGUUCACAGAAGAUUAUUAAGACAACUAGCCCUAGAGUUACCUAGAGUAUAAAUAAUCAUUAUUUUAAUAGGGACGAUGACGGGGUAUGAACAUUAAAAUUCUAAAUUACGAGGAACUCAACUAGUUCAGUAGCAGCGCGACAAUCGCCGCGUCGUGUGUCGCGGAAUGCUGCUCAUGAAUAUGAGCCUCUAGCAUGGCUUGAAACUAGUCGAGUUCCUCGUCAAACAGUUACGUGAAUAAGCCGAUAACAUAUAAUAAUUAAUUUAGAUUGUCUCACGAAAGUUACAAUAAAAUCAAAAAUCUAUUUAGUCCGUCAGUAAGGUAGUGAAACACGUAUUUUUUUAUUUUGUCAUAUAAGAUAA
Molecule: messenger RNA, 2019 nt
Organism: Spodoptera frugiperda (fall armyworm)
Lineage: Eukaryota; Metazoa; Arthropoda; Insecta; Lepidoptera; Noctuidae
Product: luciferin 4-monooxygenase-like
Exons: 11
Coding region: 68-1708 (546 amino acids)
Biological process (GO): long-chain fatty acid metabolic process; fatty-acyl-CoA biosynthetic process
Molecular function (GO): long-chain fatty acid-CoA ligase activity
Source: RefSeq, a predicted model, not a curated record